CAACGACAAAUUUUGCGGCUGGCUGGAAGCGAGACAAAAGCCCAUCCAAGACCAUCCAAGACAAACGACAAGAGCGGAAAGAAAGAACCAGAAAAAAAUGACAUCUAUCGCGGCCGCACCCUGGAUCCUCGUCGCGAUGGCGGUGGCGGCAGCCUACUGUAUUGUAGGGCUGCAGACCAAGAGCGGCUGGUUCGACGUGAUAGACGCCUGGGGCGCCGCCCACCCGACUCGGUUUCCCGGCACCGGCCUGGACGGCACCCUCCGCACCACCUACCUCGGCGUCCCGGCCGUCGACCACCACAUCGCCGGCGGCAUGCGCGUCUUCGCCGCUAUGGCCAACGGCCACCACCAGCCCCUUAGCCUCUUCUCCUUCUGGUUCGCCGGCCAGCUGCUCGCCGUUCACACCCUGCAGGUACUCGAGGGCCUGCGCGCCGGCAACCGCGGCAGGCUGAUCUCCUACACCGCCUUCUGGGGCGCCCUGUAUCAGACCAUGACCUUUGGCAUCACUACCCCGAUCUGGGCGGCCCUCUGGUUCUGGACGUCGCCCAUCGCGUCCGUCACGGCGGCGGACUCGGACGCGACGCUGACGGCCGCCCUGGCCAUCGAGGACACCGACCUCUCGGUCCUGCCGCACUCGCUCAUCUGGGGCUACCUGCUGCCCACCAUGCUGUGCUGCCUGCCCUCGCCCGCCUUCGUCCCCUUUGACCAAAAGGUCACCUUCAUCCUGGUCUGGCAGUUCUUCCCCAUCAUCACGAGCGUCUCGCACCGCCUCUUCUCCGCCGCCUCCCGCCGCCUCCGCCCCGCGGCUGCGACGACGGCCGCCCCCGAGCAGAAAAAGGCCGAGCUCGCGCGCCGCCUGCGCUGGGUCUACAUCUUUACGCUCACCCUCGUCGUAGCCAACCACGCCGCCACCCUCGCCUACGUCCUCCUCCCUUCCCUGCGCCCGCCGUCCCUGGCGCCGCCGAACCCGGCCGACGUCGACGUCGCGUCCGUCUUCGGCCCGGCCUCGACGCCGCUGAAGCUCACGCCCGUGGCCAGCAUCGAGGACGGCGCGCUCAACCUGCUGCAGUACGACGGCUAUUUCGGCGCCGCCGCGGUGCUCUACUGGGCCUCGAUUCAGUUCUGGGCCGCCAGCGACGCCCCGAGCCUGGCCACCGUCCUCACCGGCCUGGCCGGCCCGGCCGGCGCCGCCAUGGUCCUGGUCUGGCGCCGCGACGAGCGUCUGCUUCUUGCUAGCGUGCCCAAGGCCAAGACGACCUGAGCGGUAUGCAACGGGCUUUUUUUGUGGUUGUCAAGUUGGCUUCGUCACUACCGCGAGGGGAUUCCUCAACACACCACCCAGAUCUAGCACGGACUGCAUCUUUAUCCCAGCAGCCAUUCAAGUAUCGCACCGCAAGCCAACUCAAAAGCAGAACAUAAAAUUGGAUACGUAAAUAGUUGAUUUGACUCCUGGAUAAAAGGCAUCUGGUCCUCGUUCAACAUCGCUAGUGC
Messenger RNA from Gaeumannomyces tritici R3-111a-1, 1491 nucleotides. RefSeq lists its product as hypothetical. The transcript is spliced from 2 exons. Lineage: Eukaryota; Fungi; Ascomycota; Sordariomycetes; Magnaporthales; Magnaporthaceae. The record is from RefSeq and is a predicted model, not a curated record. The coding region runs from base 98 to 1261 and encodes 387 amino acids.